Molecule: messenger RNA, 916 nt
Organism: Raphanus sativus (radish)
Lineage: Eukaryota; Viridiplantae; Streptophyta; Magnoliopsida; Brassicales; Brassicaceae
Product: transcription factor bHLH148-like
Exons: 1
Coding region: 129-824 (231 amino acids)
Biological process (GO): regulation of DNA-templated transcription
Molecular function (GO): protein dimerization activity
Source: RefSeq, a predicted model, not a curated record
UUUCCCUUCCAAUAUUCUCUCCACUCAUAAUUCUCUUCCGCUCAACUUCACAGAAACUCAGAUUUAUCCAUUUUUAUUUUAAUAAAUACGCUUAGAAAAAUAAUUAAAUCAGAAUCAGUUCUUUGGUUAUGGCGUCUCUGAUCUCAGAUACUGAACCGCCUUCGCAUCCACACCCAAGCUCCACCGAUCUCCUUCGAAGGAAGAAGAGACUCUCUGCUUCCUCCUCCGCAUCCGUAACCACCGGAGACGACGGCGAUAGCCACCACGCGCGAUGGAGAUCGGAGAAGCAGCAGCGAAACUACUCCGCCAAGCUGAUCCAGGCGCUGCAGCAGGUCCGCCUCGGCUCCUCCUCCUCCUCCUCCGCCGCAGCGACACCAUCUCCAAAACGCGGGAAAGCCGUCCGAGAAGCCGCCGAUCGCGCCCUCGCCGUCUCCGCUCGCGGGAGGACGCUCUGGAGCAGAGCGAUCCUGGCGAAUCGGAUCAAGCUCAAAUUCCGGAAACAGAAACAGCCGAGACCGGCGGCGGCGAUCCCGGCCGUGAUCACGACGACGGGAAGUAUCAGCAGCAGCGGCGGCGGCGGGAGGAGAUCAUGGAAGAAACGGAGAGUGACGGUUGUGAAACUGAAUAAGAAGAGUAUACCGACGGUUAACCGGAAAGUACGUGUACUCGGCCGGUUAGUUCCGGGUUGCAGGAAAGAAUCGGUACCGGUUAUUCUGGAAGAAGCGACGGAUUACAUCCAGGCUUUGGAGAUGCAAGUCAGAGCCAUGAAGUCUCUAGCGGAGCUUCUCUCCGGGUCAAACUCAGCUCCUACUAGGCCCAUUUGAUGAGGUUAAAAUCGUCAUUUCGAUUCUGCCAUCUCUCUGUGUACACCAAAACACUUUCAUAUUAAUAUAAUAAUAUAUAUAUUCUAUAAACA